GGUCGAGCGCGAGGUCGAUGACUCCGCGGAUGCUCCCGGCGAAAGAGAAAGGCUCUCCCGCUCGCGUGCCGGCGGUACGUGGUGGCGACACCGCGGGUAUGGCGAGCAGCGCCUCAGCUGCUUCUGGCCGAUGCUGGUCGUAGCCCACAUCCGCCUGGGGACGAGAACGAGCAGGCAGGCGGGCGUGACAAAAAUAAAAUUGCAAUUGCGGUCGCUUGUGGCCGAGCUCGGUCGUCUCGCCUCGUCUCGAUUUCGCGCAUGCUAUUUCUAUCCUCGCACGCUCGACAAACUUUGCGGCCCGUGCAACGACAAUCGGGCAAAACCGAGUGAAAACCCGUGAAUUUAAUUUACUGCGGAGACUUCGUCAGAAGAUAGAGCUAGAGCAGCAGAAGCAGCAGCAGGGGGAAGGUCAGUGGCAGGAGCAGAACGAGCGCAAUUUUUUUCCAGCUCGAAGGGACCGUUCGGGUCAGGGCUAGUGACAGAAGAAGCAGCAGCUGCAGAAGGAGCAGCCACGGAGGACAUGGCGUCGUCGAGAUCGUUGAGAAUCCAUUGGGAGCGAUGGUUCAUAUUCGUGAUGCUGUGCUUCUUCGUAGGAAUGCUCUACUGGGUGUCUCCCGUCAGAGAACUGCGUCAGUUGAGAUGGAGAGUUGUUGGGUUGCAUUACGACCAAUCUAUGGUUCCGUAUAACGAUUUUCCGCUCCUUCGUCCGUCGGACAAGAAGAGAGUGGCAAUCUGUUUGGUCGGGGGCGCGAGGGCGUUCGAGUUGACCGGCCCGAGUAUCAAGCAGUACCUGUUGGACCCUUACGAGGAUGCGGACGUGUUCGUGCAUUCACCAGUCGACAAGGACGUGCAUAAAUUGACCUUGCUCGAUGGCUUUCCUCAUCUCGCAGCUAUACGGCUUUUCCACCCGAAGAGGAUCAACGAGACCAAGAUUGCCAGGGAGGUUCUGACUGCUCGAGGAUCCCCCAAUGGAAUUCAGGGUCUCCUUCAGUACUUCCAGUUGGUGGAAGGUUGUCUCGACAUGAUUCAGGCAUACGAGCGUCUUCACGGAUUCAUGUACGCCUGGGUCAUCAGGACGAGGGUGGAUGGUUACUGGAACGCGGCCAUGCCUCAGGUGGAAUCCCUCGACAAGUCCUACUACUACGUGCCUCACGGAUCCGGAUACGGUGGCCUGAAUGACAGAUUGGGCGUGGGCACUCGCGAAUUGAGUGCAAUUGCGUUAUCGAGGAUGUCCCUGCUCCCGAAAAUUCACGCUCUUGGCUACAGAGGGCUGUACUCGGAAACGGCCUUUCAGGCCCAGUUCACGUCCAGCAAUGUGGAGGUGAAAUUCAGCACGUUCCCGUUCUGUGUCCUGAGCACUCGCAAGUACCCCUGGCCUCCGAAGGUUUACGGCGUGCCCGUCCUGUCCAUAGGGAGCAAAGGGCCUCUAAAUGGCGCCAAGUGCAGACCCUGCACGCCUUUGGCCGUCGGUCGACAUGCCAGGGCCAUUGUCAACGCCAGUAACAGAUCUGUGGCUUGGGUCGGUCCCACGGAGGACCCCCAACUCUGCGACGCCAGAGACGAUUGGGAAGGUCGGUGGGAAGGGAUAUUCGAUGAUAUUUCAGGGCCCGACGCAGCUGACGCUCGGAAAAAAAUCAGUUCCAGGACCUUCGACCAGUGUGUACAGGAUGUAGAAGAUUUUCAGCAGCAGUGGGAGGUGUGGGAUGCCCCGUCGGCCGAAAUUCUCUGUAGAGACAUCGGCAAAGAGUCGAAAAGUUAAAUGAGUAGGAGGAGGAAGAGGAGCAAUAUGUGGACACGCAUCCUGGCAAUUUUGUCCCUCUGAGUCGAAGUGUCCGACGCCUUUCUCUGUCGGACUGAGACUACAACUUCUAUGAGGGCGCGAUGCUUAAUACUCAAUUUCCGAGGUGCGGAUUUGCGGUGGAAGGUGUGGGGCAACCGCCAGAUGUAAAUUUAAGUGAACUGGAUUGGUUGUGCUCGCCAGCACCUGCUCGUAACCAUGAUUCUGAAGGUGUCGUGAAGAGCAGGUAUCGACCAACACGCCACGCAACGAACUGAAACUGAACGAUAAAUGAGCACAUUUCGAGAGAACGAGGCUCGCAGCGUUUUUCAAUAACCCAAAGAUUGCUGCCUGUGUCCAAAUCAACUUUUUCCUAGAUCAUUUCUCGGCCUGACAAUUCACCGCUACAUAGCUCCAUGGGAGGAUCAAGCGGGCCUAAACUAGUAGCUUUAGCUGUUACAUAUCUGUGCAUAAUGAGAGAUGAGAUAUAAUGAGAGAAAAGGCGAGAAUUGAUCAGUGCAUAUACAUAUGGGUGCGUCCUACGUGCUCUACUCAUCCCGGGCAUGUGAAAGUAUGGUCGAAAUUUCAUCACCUGGAUGCCCACUUUGGAGCAAGACGAGGAUAUAGUUAGCAACGAGAAACCGAAAUUGGACCCAAAAGAGGCAAGUAUAGCCACCGAGCCAGACCAGACCUGACUUGGAGACGAUGAUCUCCGUCUACUUCUCCAAAAAUGAUACCUGAGCAUUGUCCUAGGUUGUCGGUGACGAUGUAUUCCCACCAUUACAGUUGAGACAGGAAGGUGUGAAUGCCCACUGCAUGAAACAGGGGUGGAAAUCGAGAGACUCAGGAGUGUUACAUCACUAAACACCUGGUUUUCAAUUACAGAUUCGGCAUAGAUAGCUGAGUCCAGGCGCGAAUAUGGUAUCAACACAUGAGGGCAGAUUAUAUCACAUAGAUUGAAGUGGAGGAAUUGUGUCAAGGAGUCUUCUACAUACACGUGAAUAAAAUCUAGGACAAGAAGCUAACACAGCUGUUACAUAU
Messenger RNA from Marchantia polymorpha subsp. ruderalis, 2818 nucleotides. The record is from the annotation of a GenBank genome assembly. Lineage: Eukaryota; Viridiplantae; Streptophyta; Marchantiopsida; Marchantiales; Marchantiaceae.